ACGAUUUGAAAAGUUUAUUCGAAAAUAUUGAGGAAAAGUUAGGAUAUAUAUAUGAAUUAUCAGCACGUUCCGAAAUAUCCAAGAUACAAGGUUCUCACUAUGCUUCAAAAUUUCAAGUUUUUGACAUUAACGGAUUAGUUAGACUUGCGUUACCACGAAAGCAACUUCCAUCUGUAAAUGCAUAUUAUGAUUCUCAGACAUAUGUACUAUUAUUUCGUGUUAAUAAACUUGCGAAUUAUAUUUACAACAAAGGUAUACGAAAAAAGCUUGAAGAAUCAAUAGAAUACAUCCGCAAAUUAUCAACUGACAAGAUUUAUAACAAAUACUUUCACGAACUUGCAGAAAGUGCAGAUUUGGCACUUAAACAAUGGACUAAAUAUGAAG
Messenger RNA from Funneliformis caledonium, 384 nucleotides. NCBI's taxonomy places the organism in Eukaryota, Fungi, Glomeromycota, Glomeromycetes, Glomerales, Glomeraceae. The record is from the annotation of a GenBank genome assembly.